Rhinichthys klamathensis goyatoka is the source of this 1410-nucleotide messenger RNA. It is a transcript of the gene gdf6a, whose product is annotated as growth differentiation factor 6a. The record is from RefSeq and is a predicted model, not a curated record. Lineage: Eukaryota; Metazoa; Chordata; Actinopteri; Cypriniformes; Leuciscidae. Gene Ontology annotation, cellular component: extracellular region. The transcript has 2 exons. Gene Ontology annotation, biological process: BMP signaling pathway; SMAD protein signal transduction. Bases 140 to 1357 code for a protein of 405 amino acids. Gene Ontology annotation, molecular function: cytokine activity; growth factor activity.
CUUGAGACACGCAACACGGAUCUCACGCUUUCCGCGUUCGUGAGACAAACACAAACCAAAAAAACAAAACAAAACAAAAAACUCCCGGCUUCACUAGGAGACACGGCUCGGCUUCACUUUUGGGGGGGACAGUAACACCAUGGAUGCCUUGAGAGCAGUCGCCUUUUACACGCUCUUCAUUUUCCUUUGGAGUUUACCGUGUUGCCAGUCAGCUGCGCUUCUAUCGCAGAAAAGGAGCAAGGGUGCCAGGAGCGCGUAUGAUGGACAAAGGUCACCCAAAUUUCUUAAAGAGAUUUUCGCAUCCUCCCCGGGCGUGAGUCGUCGGGAUGACUUAAAGGACCCGGUUGUGCCCCACGAUUACAUGAUCUCUAUAUACAGGACUUACUCCGCUGCUGAAAAACUGGGGCUCAAUGCAAGCUUUUUCCGCUCUUCAAAGUCUGCAAAUACCAUAACGAGUUUUGUAGACAGGGGAAAAGACGAUCUCACGCUCUCUCCUUUGCAAAGACAAACUUAUCUGUUUGAUGUCUCAACUCUCUCAGACAAAGAGGAGCUGGUCGGUGCUGAAUUAAGGAUAUUUCGCAAAGCGCCCGGGGAUGUCCAAGCGUCCCCAUCAGGCGUCUACAACAUUCAUUUACUCUCAUGUCGAUCAGAGAGGCCACUGGCUUCCAGAUCCCUUGAUCUUCAGGAUUCCCGAAAAACAGAAUGGGAGGUUCUGGACGUUUGGGGGAUUUUUAAAAACAGGCAUCAAGGGAAUCAGCUUUGUCUCCAGCUCAAGGUUACGCAUGGCAAAACUGACACUGAAAUCGACCUAAAGCAACUGGGUUUGCACCGGCACGGCCGAACGCAGCAAGAAAAGGCCAUUUUGGUGGUCUACACGCGGUCUAGGAAGAGAGAAAAUUUGUUUAAUGAGAUGAAAGAGAAGAUCAAGUCUCGCGGAGACCAUGAGGAGGAGGAGGAGAGCGCGCUGCAGUUUAAAGCGCGGCGCAGACGGAGAACUGCGCUCAAUAAUCGCCAUGGGAAAAGGCAUGGCAAAAAGUCCAAAUCGAGAUGCAGCAAAAAGGCACUGCAUGUUAAUUUCAAAGAGCUGGGAUGGGACGACUGGAUCAUCGCUCCCCUGGAUUACGAAGCCUACCACUGCGAGGGGGUGUGCGACUUCCCAUUGAGGUCGCACCUGGAGCCGACCAACCACGCCAUCAUUCAGACGCUCAUGAACUCCAUGGACCCCAACAGCACGCCACCGAGCUGUUGCGUCCCCACAAAACUCAGUCCCAUCAGUAUACUAUACAUAGACUCCGGCAACAACGUCGUGUACAAACAGUACGAGGACAUGGUGGUCGAACAGUGUGGCUGUAGGUAGCGAAUCACACACGAGGGUUUGGCACCAAGGCAUAAAAAAAACAAAAACAAAAA